GAGCACGACUUCGCCAUGAGACCCGGGUUUGGAGGUUCUGCGAUCCCUGUGGGCAUCGACGUUCAGGUGGAGAGCAUCGACAGCAUCUCUGAGGUCAACAUGGACUUCACCAUGACCCUGUACCUGCGUCACUACUGGAAGGACGAGCGCCUGUCGUUUCCGUCUCAGAACAACCAGAGCAGGACGUUCGACUCGAGACUCGUCAAGAAGAUCUGGGUCCCGGACGUUUUCUUCGUUCACUCCAAACGCUCGUUCAUCCACGACACCACCAUGGAGAACAUCAUGCUCCGAGUCUACCCCGACGGGAACAUACUCUACAGCGUCAGGGUGACGGUGACGGCGCUCUGCUCCAUGGACUUCAGCAGGUUUCCUCUGGACACUCAGAACUGUUCCCUGGAACUGGAGAGCUACGCGUACAACGAGAACGACCUGAUGCUCUACUGGAAGAACGGAAACGACUCCCUCAGGACGGACGAGAUGGUUUUGUCUCAGUUCUUCAUCGAACAUUUCCAGGCCUCAAGUGGACUCGCCUUCUACAGCAGCACCGGUUGGUACAAUCGUUUGUUCAUAAACUUCCUGUUGAGGAGACAUAUUUUCUUCUUCAUGCUGCAGACGUAUUUUCCCACGAUGCUCAUGGUGGUUCUGUCCUGGGUGUCGUUCUGGAUCGACCGCAGAGCCGUGCCCGCCCGCGUCUCACUCGGAAUCACCACUGUCCUCACCAUGUCCACCAUCAUCACAGGAGUCUCCUCCUCCAUGCCUCAGGUGUCGUAUGUAAAAGCUGUGGACAUUUACCUGUGGGUGAGUUUCCUCUUCGUCUUCCUCUCUGUGAUCGAAUACGCCGCCGUCAACUACUGCACCACCCUGGAGGAGUGGAGGAAGAUGAGGAGGGGCAAGUUACCUUCUGGUUAUGAUGCGAGUCAGGCGAUGGCGUUCGACGGCUGUUUCCACGACGACGACAUGGAGUUGACCGCGUUUCCCAGACUCCCCGUGGGUUUGACCUCCGACCCCCUGGUGGACCGGCUGUCGUCGUCGGGGGCCCACAGUCCGGUGGUGCGUGGGGCGUCGGAGGGGACGCGGCUCCGGAGGCAGCGCUCGGUGAAGGAGAACGUGGAUCUGAUCGUCAGUAACAGUUACCUGAUCGACUCGUACUCCAGACUGGCCUUUCCUCUGUCCUACCUGCUCUUCAACAUCGUCUACUGGAGCCUCUACUCCUGA
Boleophthalmus pectinirostris (great blue-spotted mudskipper) is the source of this 1215-nucleotide messenger RNA. Its product is annotated as gamma-aminobutyric acid receptor subunit rho-3-like. Gene Ontology annotation, biological process: regulation of membrane potential; signal transduction; chemical synaptic transmission. Gene Ontology annotation, cellular component: GABA-A receptor complex; synapse; membrane. The transcript is spliced from 10 exons. Lineage: Eukaryota; Metazoa; Chordata; Actinopteri; Gobiiformes; Gobiidae. The coding region runs from base 16 to 1215 and encodes 399 amino acids. Gene Ontology annotation, molecular function: extracellular ligand-gated monoatomic ion channel activity; neurotransmitter receptor activity; GABA-A receptor activity. The record is from RefSeq and is a predicted model, not a curated record.